This is a messenger RNA of Trichoderma gamsii, 321 nucleotides long. RefSeq lists its product as hypothetical. Bases 1 to 321 code for a protein of 106 amino acids. NCBI's taxonomy places the organism in Eukaryota, Fungi, Ascomycota, Sordariomycetes, Hypocreales, Hypocreaceae. The transcript has a single exon. The record is from RefSeq and is a predicted model, not a curated record.
AUGACCUGCAGCUUUCAAAGCGUGGCUAGCUAUUCCCACCAUCCUGGCACUGGAACCCUCCUUUGUCGUGGUACACUUACAAGUACUAUAGAAGGACAGCCACUGGCCGUUGCCCGAUUGGGCCCUUGCAUGAAGCUCUGCAAGGUAGACAUGCGGAUGUGGGAUUCACAGCCGCAGUUCCCGAAGGCCUUUGGAGGGUGGCAGCAGGGCCAGACACUGCUGCUGCUCCUCCAUGUCUAUCGAUUGCAUGAUCUAGGGACACCGCACCCUACAUCUUCGGUAAGGCAUGUCCUUCGAUCUUGCCACUGGGCUAGCCACUGA